GCGUUUGUAGCGUGGCAUAGUCUCGUGGCAGUUGCUUACUUCAUUCACUCAGUCCGGAACCAGCUCUAGAGCCGUACGUUUACGCUAUUGGCCGGAGUAGUAAUAAUAAUAGUAAAAAUAAAUAAAAUUAUGAAGUGCGCGUUCGGUGUUCUGUUCGCCCUCAUGUUGGCGGUCGCCAAUUGCGACAACAAAGACGAAUUUAAAAUUGAUGUGAUUAGCAAACCGGAAGUAUGUGAGGUCAAGACGAAAAACGGUGACAUGUUGACGAUGCACUACACCGGCACACUUACGGACGGCACGAAAUUCGACUCUAGCUUGGACAGAGACCAACCCUUCAGUUUCCAAUUGGGCGUUGGUCAGGUGAUCAAGGGUUGGGAUCAAGGUUUGACCGACAUGUGCGUCGGCGAGAAACGUAAACUCAUCAUUCCACCAAGCCUCGGCUACGGCGACCGUGGAGCAGGAAACGUUAUUCCUGGUGGAGCAACUUUGAUCUUCGAAGUUGAACUCAUCAACAUCGGAGACUCUCCACCGACCACUAACGUUUUCAAAGAGAUCGAUGCCGAUAAGGACAAUAUGCUAAGUAGAGAAGAAGUAAGGGGUUUUGUAAGCGAAUACCUUAAGAAACAAAUGGUAGCUGCUGAAGGAGACAGCCCCAGUGAAGAGGUUAAAAACAUGUUAGCAGACCAUGACAAACUCGUCGAAGAAAUCUUCCAACACGAAGAUAAAGACAAGAACGGCUUCAUUUCCCACGAGGAGUUCUCCGGACCCAAACACGAUGAAUUAUAACUGACUUGACUGAAUGCAUUUAGUUUUAACAUUUUUUAUCAGUCUUUCAAUUGAAUAGGCGAAUUUUAAAUGGGUUUUUUACCUUUUAUACUUUAUAUUUAGGUAACUAAGACAUCGAAAAACUCCUGUAAUUUUGAUAUUUGUAUGCUGAAAGUUGUUAAUUUUUUCAUUCCUUGGUUUUAUACGUAUUUAUUUUUUUAGUAUAUUUGCAUUAUUACUUAAAAAUUGUUAAGCUUUUAAAGAUUUUUGUAGUUUUGUUGUAGUAUUUGUACAUUGGAUCAAAACAAUUUAUGUGCAAUUUAUUUUAAUCGUUGUUACAUAAAUAAUUAGUACAGUUAUAUUACACGGUUUUCUAUAAAA
Messenger RNA from Aethina tumida (small hive beetle), 1146 nucleotides. It is a transcript of the gene Fkbp14, whose product is annotated as FK506-binding protein 2. Lineage: Eukaryota; Metazoa; Arthropoda; Insecta; Coleoptera; Nitidulidae. The coding region runs from base 130 to 786 and encodes 218 amino acids. Gene Ontology annotation, molecular function: peptidyl-prolyl cis-trans isomerase activity; calcium ion binding. The record is from RefSeq and is a predicted model, not a curated record. The transcript has 3 exons.